ACAGGGUUCAUAAGAUACACAUGAUAGAUGCACACCACACUUUAGCAUCAGCAGGGGCCGGACAUACUAGAGCCAUCAACAUAGCAGAGGGGUGCCUUAGGAGAUGGUUGGAAAAAUUCUAUGAACAAGGAAGGCCAUCAGUCGCCGAUUGUGCAGAAGUGGGGUGUUCUAUCUACAACCAUGCUUAUCACACUAAAAGAGUUGAUAGGAAGUAUACAUUUCAGGUGCUGAUGGCUGGGUGGGAUUUGAAAGAUGGGGAUGAAGUUGCAACCCCCUCCAUUUGUAGCUUCCACGAGGGAGGGUGGUUUGAGGUUGAGGAGUUCUACUCUUGUGGCUCCGGCAAGAAGUAUGCUGAUGCGAGGUUAACAAAGUACUACGAUAUUGAUAUGUCUGAGAGGAAUGGGAUAAAAUUGGCUUUGGAGUGUUUGGUAGAUGGUGCCACUUAUGACAUACCUCAAUCAGGGGGCUAUACAAACAUUUGGAUCAUUAGAAAUGGUCAGAUAGUUAAAAAACGUAGACUAAGGUUGGAGGACUGGACAGAGCGAUGGGAGAUAAAUCAAAAGGAGGCCUAGCUUUGGAGUCUUUGGUGGACUGACUGACUGUUCCAUGGUAAUUCAUUUUAGAGUGUAACUUGUAUACAAUCUCAUUAUUUCUUAGAUAAUGAGAUUGAUGGAUCCGACUGAUGCUUGUUUAAUAUCUGAGAAACAGUUUUAAUAGUAGGUGUUGAGAGACACCAUGUAGAGGAAUCAAUAGAUAAGCAAACAUUGAUAUUUCAGAAUUAUUAUGAUACAGCAGCUGAGCAAUUUUGCAAUUGCUGCCAGAAGUAGAUUUAGCUAAGUGCAGA
Molecule: messenger RNA, 844 nt
Organism: Papaver somniferum (opium poppy)
Lineage: Eukaryota; Viridiplantae; Streptophyta; Magnoliopsida; Ranunculales; Papaveraceae
Exons: 3
Coding region: 21-572 (183 amino acids)
Cellular component (GO): proteasome core complex
Source: RefSeq, a predicted model, not a curated record